This is a messenger RNA of Onychostoma macrolepis, 5633 nucleotides long. It is a transcript of the gene cbx5, whose product is annotated as chromobox homolog 5 (HP1 alpha homolog, Drosophila). NCBI's taxonomy places the organism in Eukaryota, Metazoa, Chordata, Actinopteri, Cypriniformes, Cyprinidae. The transcript is spliced from 7 exons. The record is from RefSeq and is a predicted model, not a curated record. The coding region runs from base 479 to 1087 and encodes 202 amino acids. Gene Ontology annotation, molecular function: chromatin binding. Gene Ontology annotation, biological process: chromatin organization; negative regulation of transcription by RNA polymerase II. Gene Ontology annotation, cellular component: pericentric heterochromatin; nucleus.
UUACAUUGGAAAUGAUUUAAUCCGUAAGUGUAACGCUUUAACGUGAUAGGAUCAGGUGAAAUCAGUUCUGCUCGGCCCGCGCUGUUGCUAAGCAAAGGCUCACUAGAGAGCACAGCGAUACUAUUCAAAUAAAUGCGAAAAAGCACACGAAUGCUUUGCUUGUUGCGGUUAGAUGUAGAGAACCGAAGAAAGAAGUGGAGCGUGUAUGCUAACUGAGCUAUGUUAGCCUGCUAUCAUGUGCGCCUGUGUAUUGGGGAGCUCUGAAUGCUGUAAUCCAAGAAUCAUCUCUGCACUUUAAGAGGUUACGUCCUCCAAUAGAAUACUGUAGGAUUUACAGUGCCACUUCAGAAACUACUGCUAACUAAUUUCUAAAGUAAACAUUGUCCUUUGUCACCAGGCAAUUAUUAAAGAGAACGUGGGAACACUUUCCUCCCCGGACCAGGGAGACACACAGGUCACACUUGCUCAUAGGAAAGUCAUGGGAAAGAAGAACCAGAACCGUGAAGAUGAUGAGGCUGCUUCCUCAGAUGAGGAAGAGUAUGUAGUGGAGAAGGUCUUAGACAGGCGAGUUGUGAAGGGCCGUGUGGAAUAUUUCCUGAAGUGGAAAGGCUUUUCAGACAAACACAACACAUGGGAACCAGAGAAGAACCUGGACUGUCCAGAGCUUAUCGGCGAGUUCAUGAAGACCUAUAAAAAAGGAAGCAGCGGAAGCACACCCAGCAGCAAGCCCUCCAGCACAGGCUCUUCUUCGGCCCGUCCCAAAGACAGUAGCAGCAGCACCAGCAAGAGGAAAAACUCAGAGGAAGAGAACGGGAGUGGCAGCAAACCCAAAAAGAAAAAGGAGGAUGAGAUCCUUGUAGCAAGAGGUUUUGAGCGAGGCCUGGAGCCAGAGAAGAUUAUUGGAGCAACAGACUCCUGUGGAGACCUUAUGUUCCUUAUGAAGUGGAAGGACUCUGAUGAGGCCGACCUUGUGCUUGCAAAGGAAGCCAAUCACAAGUGCCCACAGAUCGUCAUUGCCUUCUACGAGGAGCGUCUGACCUGGCACGAAGACGGCGACAAGAAGGAAAAGAGCGCCACAGCGGUUUAAAGGGCAGAGGGGGGAGGAAAGACGCUGAGUCCUCCAAACCUUGUGCCCUUUGUCACACCGGUGACACUCUCAUAGCCAACUUUUAACGGACCAUUUAGUAAAAAGAAAAAACGGCCAGCGAGUAAUGGAGGUUACUGCCCACCAUGACAACCUCCGUCCACCCUUCAUGAAAAAGCAUCUCUCACCAGACAAACCGAAAGGCCGUGGCGAGCGGCGGCUGCAGCAGAGCGGUGGAAUGUGAUCUCUCUUCUCUUACUCUCUCUGAUCUUCCUUCUAUUUUGUCAUAAUUUGUGUAUUUGUGCCCCUACAACUAUGUUCUUAUAAUGUGUUGUGUGCUAGUUUAGAUGUGAAACAAUGGAAACCCGUACAUGUCAAACUUUUAACUUUCAUUCACACAGUCGAUUUGGUAGUGUUGCUGGAAAUUACUGAAAAUAUCAGUUGCGUGUGCGUUGAACAUCUUAAGACGCUGGAUAAAGACGUGACGGCGUUGGUUUUAUUUCACAAGCUGAUGUCACCCUGUCUACUGAUUUCUUUGUUUUUGUUUUUUCAAUCAGGUAGAACUUUAAUAAUGACCCAUGUGGGCCAAAAUCCUAUGAUCUUAGAUUUUUGGGUUUCUGAUUGUCAGUGAAGCCACAUAAAGAAACUACACCUUAUAAUCGCCUUCCCCAUGUUGAAUUUAGAACAUUGACAUCCCCCACUACUGUCUCUAAUGUAAAACUCUCCUACUUUAAGAAUUGGCCCAUUUUUACCACUCUUACCUUUGAACUUAUUACUGUUGCUUGCAGGAGGGCAGACAAUUGUCAUCAUGUGAGUGUGUAAUGGGACAUUUUUAUUUGUUUCUACACUCUUUUUCCAUGAUGCACCAUAGGGUUAACUGAUGUGCUCCCUCUUGUGGCUGAUUUGGUGAACACAUUCCCUCAUUGACCUCAUGAACUCAUUCACGUGGUAGUUUAAUCAUAUGUCGGGUUCUUAUUACUUUUUUAACCUAGUGUUGACUCAAUAAAAUGGUGUUUAUCAAGGUUACAUGCCUAUGCUAGAGUUUUGUGCUCUGUAGUGCUUUUUGUGUGCUUUGCAAAGCCACUGAACAAAAGCUACUCCUUCGAGAUCAUUUACAACAGGAAAAGAGCUUGUUUUAUUUUAAAUGUACGGGCGCAGUCCACUGACAGCAGUACAAUAGUGAGAAAGGUUUAGCUUGAGAUGUUUGUAAUGUGGGAGAAAGUUUUUAAACGGGGUUGAACAUUGUGUUGUUACAUUUCUUUAUUUUUGGUAUGCUUUUUGUUAUAUUACAAAAGGACCAUCCCUUCCAUGAUCAUUUAUACAAAUGACUAGCAGUUGUUUUUAAAAUGUGCAACAAUAGUUGUCUUUUGCUAUGUCAAGUGCAUAGCUUUUUUUAAUGUCCUGUACCAUACUGUAGUAAAUCUAGUUUUCAACACUAACAGUUGAACGUUUCUGGAAACCCUAAACCUUGGUUUUCUGACUCAAGUCAAACAAAAUAAAUUUCAUUGUAGUGCUGAGAUUAUGAAGUUUCACUCUAUGCACUGUUUGUGAAAAAGCGCAAUUUAAAAGCAUUUAUUUUAACACAUCAGACACGCACCUUCUCAUUCAGUGCGGUGUUAAGUUUAACCUGAAAAGCAGUGCUGAUGUGUACCAGCAGAUGUCAUAGUGGAGCAAGUCUUGCCUAUUUGUUUCUACUUGCCAAAAAAUGUACACCAUAAGUUGCAUAGGGAUUCUGAAUACAGUAAAAAAUAAGAUUCCUGGGUAUAUUUGUACUUUUCAUUGUGCUUAUAAAUGCAUUAUUUUCACUGAUAUUUCAGAGCUCAUAUAUCAAUUUAUUUCUCUAUUUUGACCUAGUCUUGAUGCAGUUUAAUGCAACUUCCUUUGCAGAACAUUUGUAUGAAUGCCAUACUUUGUUUCCAUAGUCCACUCAUUCUCAAUUUCACAGAUAUUCAAUAUCGCAGUCAUAUCUUACGGAUGACAACAAUAGCCUAGCCCUGCAGAUUUGCUUUAGCCUCUUUAUACAGACUUCCAGUUCACUCUUUUCCAUUUGUAUCGUGUUUCUGAGAUGUUUGGCCUAUUGUGAAUGUGGCUUGCAGCUCCUUCAUUCCCUCAGCUCUGCGCAGUCCAAAGUCUUAAGAGAAGUGGCGUCUGAGCCGUAACCCCUCCCUGUAAUACCGUUUUCUCGACUACCUCAGUGGCAGUGGAAUUUUCCAAAGGGGAAAAGGGGGAAGCGGUUCAGCUCUGAAAUGGAAUGCAGAGGUCACUAGUAAAUUUUCAGCCCCGGGGAGCAGAAGUCUUAGCAGAUAGCUGAGAGGCUGCAUUUAUGCUUUAUGGAACGCUGGAGAGCUGUCACACUCGCUCUGCUCCACCAGGACUCGAGGAAUGUAAGAUCAGGAGAGAUGGAGAAGAGAGUAUGUGAAGUCACAUUUGAAAACAGGAGCGAAAUGACUGUUGAAAUGAAUCGGGAUUAGUGUGUUAAAUGAAUAGUUUGACCAAAACUUUCCUAAGUUAAAGAUUCUUUAUUGGCAUCAGUGGUUCCAUGAAGAACCUUUAACAUUCUUAUAAAAAGUGGGAUUUCGCAGUGAUGCCAUAGAAGAACAAUUUUUGGUUCUCCAAAGAACCUUUCAGUGAUCAGUUCUUAAAAGAACCAUUAUUUUCUUAGUGUGAAGAAAAUUGUAUUAUUCUAAAGAAGCUUUUUGCUCUCUAGAACCUUUUGUCCAGUGGAAGGAUUCCAUAGAUGUUGAAGGUUCUUCAUGGAACCAAUAAAAAAAAACAUGAUUUUUAAGAGCAUGGAACCUUUCCACUGCACAGAAGUUUCUUUUAAACUGGAGAAAUGUUCUUAAGAUUAUUAAAAUGUCCUCCACACUAGGAAAACAGAUUCUUUUCUGGCAAUGAUGGUUCCAUGAAUAACGUUUAAUGUCCACAGAACCUUCCACAAAAAGGUUCUUUAGAUUAUUAAAAUGUUCUUUACACACACACACACAAAAUGGUUCUUUUAAACGGUUACGGCAUUGCUGCAGAAAAACAAACAAAAAAACUUUUAGAACCUUUAUUUUUAAGAGUGUAUGACUUACUUUCUGUAUUUAUCUCUUCAAAAUAACUUUUCGUUUCACCAAAGAAAGUCAUACAGGUUUGGAAUGGCGUAUGGGUGAGUAAAUGAUCACAGAAUUUGAACUUUUGGACAAACUAUUCCUUUAAAGUCAUAUUCCCCGUGGUAAAACCCACAAUGUUGAACUAUGAGCAGAACGUUGGGGUUUGCCUUUCCUGAACGACGCUUUUAACCAAUAAGCAAAGAGUGCACGCUUUGAAUAUGUUUGCUGAGGCAAAAAAGUCAGCGAGCGGCGAAUAUAGUCUGUGUGCAUGAUUUCUGGGAUGCAUGUGGUCCGAUGGGUUUUUGCUGCGCAUAAGCUCUAAUAGAUGGCUGUCAAGGGGACCACUGAACAGCUGUGGUCGAGGGCUGGAGUUUGGGAGGGGAAGACUGCAGCAGUGUGUUCGAUCCACACUGCAGCACCGUCCAAACCGCCGGAACGCACACACAAAGUGCACUCGAGCGCCGUCGCUUCCUUCGGAUCAGCGAUCAGUGUCCUGUAGGCCUCAUAAGCACGAUAUGAGACGCUUUCCGAAUCCCUUUCCGAACCUAAACAGCCUAAACGCACACGCAAGCGCGAUUACACCACGAAUCUGCUCAAUUUUAGUGUGCGAUUAUGUGCGCCGUCAUUAAGAACGCAAGGUCAUGUCGUUAGCUGUGACCUUUGGAGACGCUUAUCGUCCCUCCAUUGGGCUGUUGUUCGAAUCGUGAUGCGUAAUGCCGCAGCGAUGCUCUUUGCGUUUAAUGCGCAGCAAAGCAUCCAGAAACAAAGCCCAGCCUCUCCCAGAAGCCCCCACCGUGAAGCGAGCAGUCUGGCGUUACGUCCAGUCCUCCUCCACCCCCAUCUCUUCCCCUAGCCGGGGGAGUGAGAGAAUUAUGGCCGCCAUAAAAGGCAGAUAAUGCAUUGUUAACUAAUUCUGUCUGCUCAGAGCUGAUGUAUCCACUGCUCUAAAUCUCCAUGCCUCCAAUAAAAUGCAAAUGCUAAUGCUCGCCCUCCACGAGCUGAUAUCAUUUUUAACAGGCCGGAGGUAAAAGCUGAGAUAGGGUGGGGCAGGGGCCGACAGACAGUGCGAGCUUUGCUAUCCAGAGAUGCUCGGCAGGAGGAAGAAGAUACAGCGUGGCGAGAAAGCCUAUUAGAGCUGCGUUUAAUAGCAAAGCUCUCUAUGAACGGCCCAUUCUGGUGCUGGAGCUUUUGGAGGCAGGGAGCUGAAUGAGCGCAGAGUAAAUGUCAGUGUGGAUUGCUCUAUGAACUGAUUCAUGGGCUUUUUUAAAUUAGCUUUGAGCAAAUCAUUACAUUACUUUGUAUGUAUUAUUUACAGCGCGCUGCACGACGAGUUUCGCUGUUGAAAUAUUACAUCCCUUAAGGACAUUCUAAUUAUAAAAAUCUGGGCAUCUAAAUCAUAAAUAUUAAUUUUAAUACUUUCAUUAAGAUUUGUGGUACAUUUGGGUAUGAUCGCUUGU